AUGCUCAGCCUGGCUUACAGCAUCGGGGUCCUGCUGGCCCUGGCAGGCGCCAUGGUCACGCAGGGCUGCAGGGAGUCCACCCACGACCACCUGGUGCAGGAGCUGCUGCAACGCAUGGAGAAAUCUGUCAAGCUUGACGAGCCACCGAACCCCAGCAUCCUGCUGGCCAUGAACCUGGCUGGAGCCACUCACGGCCACAUCCACAGAUGGCUGCUCCGGGAGAUAAAGAAGAAUGCAGUGGAGAGAGCCCGGACAGACAUGACCUCAGGAGAAGUGGCUCUGUACAUCCUCGCCCUCCUCUCCUCCUGCCAGAACCCCCGGUGUGUCCAUGCCAUGGGGAAGACCAUCAACCUGAUCCCCAUCCUGAAGCAGAAAAUGAAUGAGGAGAUAAACAAAAAAGUGAUCACCUGGUACGGAGAGAGCCUGGACAUUCUGGCCCUGUGCCUCUUGAAGGAAUACGACAACCAAGAUGCGGUCGGGGCCGUGGCCAAGGAGUUGCUGAACACCGGGAGCUCCCUCUGUGUGGACACCCAGGCCAUGGCGGUACUGGCGCUGGUGUGUGCCUACAACCACACAGACAAGCAGCAUCUGAUCCAUGACGCGCUAAAGGCUGUGACCAACAAUCUCCUGGAUGAGCAAAAGAAGGGCAAUGGCACGAUCGGGAAUAUCUACAGCAUGGGGCUGGCCCUGCAGGCUCUGGAGACCUCGAGUGAGUUUUACGCCCCUCGGAAGUGGGACCGUGCCCAGGCCUUCAGCGUGGUCUACAACCACAGCUACCAGCAGCCCAUGGCCAUGGCCCAGGUGCUGCCUCCCCUCGUGGACAAGUCGUACCUGAAUGCAGGUAGGUGGGGCUGUGCUGCCACCAACGGAAUGACCCCGAGCCAACAGCUGCCCCUGCCUCCAAUGCCGGGGACAUUCGGGGUACCCACCCUGCCCCCCUCCCCGCCCACAGCUCCCAUCACAGUGCAGUUCUCCAUCACCAACACGCUGAAGAAUUACUUCCACUACUCCACUUCGGUGUGUGUCCCAGAUAACUCCACGCUGCUUGAUGUGAUGAAGGUGGCAAGGAGUGAGAAGCCCGACAUCUUCUGCUUCAAGACGGAGCACAAAUCCCGGGGUCCCUAUGUGACCUCCAUCCAUGGGCUGGCUGGCAACACAACCAAAAGGACCUACUGGCAGUUCUUCAGCUGCUGGAGUCCCCUCCAGGAAGGGGUUGGCACCUACAAGCCAAAAAACUGGGAGCACAUCCAGGCUGUCUUCAGCACCUACUGA
Molecule: messenger RNA, 1272 nt
Organism: Hirundo rustica (Barn swallow)
Lineage: Eukaryota; Metazoa; Chordata; Aves; Passeriformes; Hirundinidae
Product: cobalamin binding intrinsic factor-like
Exons: 9
Coding region: 1-1272 (423 amino acids)
Biological process (GO): cobalamin transport
Molecular function (GO): cobalamin binding
Source: RefSeq, a predicted model, not a curated record